CCACCCCGAAGCGUUAAUAAGAAUAAGUUAAGCUGUAACCGAAAGUAUUCCAUCAAAUAUUUGUGGUCUCUUAUUGCAAAUAUGGCGGAAGAAGGAAAAGUUAGUAGAUGUCUAAAGUACACCCUGUUUGUGUUCAACUUACUCUACUGGGGUAUUGGUGGUGUCAUGAUGGGUGUUGGCUUCUGGGCAGUGACACAAAAGAGUGAUUACAAAGAAUUCUCCAGCAUUUCGACAGAUCCAGCCGCUGUCAUGAUAGCUGUUGGUUUUUUCAUCUUCUUCAUUUCCUUCUUUGGCACAGUUGGUGCUCUAAGGGAGAACAUCUGCUUUCUCAGAACUUACAUGAUUGUCAUGAUAAUCAUUGUCGUUUUGGAAGUGAUAGCAGGACUGCUUGCUUUUGCAUUUUGGCCAGAGGUUCAGAAAUCUGUGGACAAUCAAUUUAAGAAAGCAAUUGAGAAGUACAGAGAUGAUCCUGACCUUCAGAAUGCAAUUGAUGCUGUCCAAGAGGGUUUCAAGUGUUGUGGAAGCACAGAUCUUAAUGACUGGAACACCAAUCGCUACUUCAGAUGUGGUGGGCCUUCUCCUGAGGAGUGUGGUGUUCCUCAUACUUGCUGUGUGCGUCCAGAAGACCAGAAACCAAACAUUCAAUGUGGCUGGCAUGUUAGAAAGCAGCAUCGUUUGGCUUUAAAAAAUAAAAUCCACAUAACUGGUUGCCUGGAUGCAGUGUGGGAAUGGUUCAGGAAUCAUCUUGUGAUUGUUGCUGCAGUUGCUGUGGCUUUUGCCGUCCCUGAGGUUGCUGGAAUUGUCAUGACCCACCUAUUCAUCGGACAGAUUAAUGAACAGAUUGAAUCCUGGAAAAACCCUCCAAGGUACAAGUACAGACCCAGUCAGGAUGUGGAUGGAAGAAGUGGACCCUUCUACUAACCUCUCCUUCAGUUGAUAAUAGUUCCGAAACUAAUUCUUUGGUAAAUGUACACUUAGUUACACUUCGAUGAACGAAGCAGAUUUCUUAUCAAUGUUGCCUCUAAAAGUACAUGUGCUUUUUAUUCUUACGUGACACAUCCCUUCCAUGGACAAGGGAAAUUCUUAGUCAGUCACGUUACCUACGACCGCUCAGCUUUUUUUGUGUAAAUCACCAAACUGUUUCGCUUUUGUCACUGGUUGCUUCUUUCAUUCAGCAGUAACAGGUGUACAGAAUGUAAAAUGAGCUUCCAUGGACUUUGCGUAUUGGUCUCCUUUCCAACUUCCAAGCAAAACGAUUUCAGAACUUUAUCGACAAGUAGUACUUCGUGUGAUAUUUCAUGUUGGCGUCCUCUACUUCAUAACUGACUUGUUAAGUUUUGCGCGCGUGUAGCUGUUGAAGUUUUACUCUUGAGUGAUUUUGUCCCAACUCGAAGGGUGCAGCCCAGAGGAAACUUUGCAUUAAGAGCCGUCUACGUGUAAAUUAAUGCUAGGUAAAGGGAUGAUGGGGGAGGGGAGGGAGAAGGUGCAAAAAAACCUUGCGAAACUAUUCCCAUGAAACUCUUUCAUUUUCAUGCAAAGGGUUUUAGUCGGUUUGCAUGUCAAUUCGUGUACACUACGAUAUGUCUCUCGCCAACGGGCUUCAUCCUCUUGUACUCCAGAGUCUGAUUUCUAUUCAAGUUAAGUGUGUCUGCUUACGAUGGUUAAUGUCGGCCUAACAAUUUUCUGGCCCUAAUUAGACACUUUUUGUAAAAGUUGUAGAGCUGUAUAAACUUUCACAAGUAAGCUUUAAACUGAAUGCCUCAUAGGUCAAUUCUAAAACGUAGAUAACGUUUAAAAAAUUAGCGAGUAGGUUCCUGAUUUAAACCAAACUUAGGUUUUUGUAACAUAUACCGAAAGGUGUCGAUACUUUCUUGUAGUAAUUUGAUAAGAAAGCCGAGCUACUACAGCAACAAUUAAAAAUUAGCGAGUGGGUUCCUGAUUUAAACCAAACUUAGGUUUUUGUAACAUAUACCGAAAGGUGUCGAUAUUUUCAUGUAGUAAUUUGAUAAGAAAGCCGAGCCACUACAGCAACAAUUCCCAAACAUAUUCUAAAUGUGGUGUAAAAAAUAUUAAAAUUGAGUGCAAAUCG
This is a messenger RNA of Pocillopora damicornis (cauliflower coral), 2089 nucleotides long. RefSeq names its product tetraspanin-33. NCBI's taxonomy places the organism in Eukaryota, Metazoa, Cnidaria, Anthozoa, Scleractinia, Pocilloporidae. Gene Ontology annotation, cellular component: plasma membrane. The record is from RefSeq and is a predicted model, not a curated record.